Solenopsis invicta (red fire ant) is the source of this 9294-nucleotide messenger RNA. It is a transcript of the gene Glut1, whose product is annotated as glucose transporter type 1. NCBI's taxonomy places the organism in Eukaryota, Metazoa, Arthropoda, Insecta, Hymenoptera, Formicidae. Gene Ontology annotation, cellular component: membrane. Gene Ontology annotation, biological process: monosaccharide transmembrane transport. Bases 1154 to 3889 code for a protein of 911 amino acids. Gene Ontology annotation, molecular function: hexose transmembrane transporter activity. The record is from RefSeq and is a predicted model, not a curated record. The transcript has 15 exons.
AGAGAAAGGGGUAAAGGGGGCGAGAGAGAGAAAGCGACGAAAGAGUGCGUGCGUCCUGUGCGUUCGUUUCGACCGUUUUUCCCUUUUUUUUUCCUUUCGCGCCCACCCCGUCGCACGCACACAGCGGUGCGAUCGAGCGCUAGCAGCGGAGUACCAGAAGCAGCAGCAGGAGCAGCAGCACACGCGAAAAACGGAGCGCACGCCGAGGGGCGCGACGACGAUGACACUGCGACGAUGUUACUCGGGGUGGUAGAGCGACCACGGUGGUGUCAUAGCGCGGCGGUCGUCGUUGCAUGGGACAGCAACAGCAACAGCAACAGCAGCAGCAGCAGCAGCAGCAGCAGCAGUAGUAGUGCGGACGUCGGCGUCGUCGUCGUCGGGUGUGCACGCGAUCGCACGGGCGAGGAGGAGAUGGUGCCCUCCCCGGAUUGCAUGAUUGAGGUGGGAAGUGACUACUCGUCGUCGUCGUCGUCGCCGUCGCCGUCGUUGUCGUCGUUAUCGUCAUCGUCGUCGCCAGUUCGCGCUAACGCUAUCAUCGCUUGUGAUGCGUUCGAAGUCGUCGCCGCCGUCGCCACAGUAGUUGCCGCCAUCGUCAUCCUAGAGUUCUCCGCGUACAUCGACGUCGACGUCGACGUAGCUGCCAACCCCGCCGCUGGCUUCGUCGUCGCCGUCGCCUUCGUCGUGGCUGCCCUCACCAGUCCUGUCACUGCCGCUACUGCCGUUCCCGACGCGAGCAUGUUCGUCGUCCGCGCUGCCAACGAGGCUUCCACCACGACGGUCUAACCCCGUGAGGGUUCCUAGCACUCGCUGCCUUGUACCGAGUCCCUUGUACAAGCCCAAUCGAUCGGAGGAAGGGUGGCCCCUCUGAAGACGUGAUACGUUGGUGCUCCAAGGUGGAAAUUGGGAUUUCCAUCGUGGCCAUCGUUUCACAUCCGCGUCCGCGUAUCCACACCCCGUUUUACCCCUCCCUGUAUUGUUUCGCUCACCCUCUCCGCCGUCGCGUCGCGAAGCGAUCUCUCGAUAGCUGAUAGAUCGGAUCCACGGAGUUCUUUCUUCGUUGAGAGCGAGGCGUGGAGCAGGUGCGAGACGAAACGUCGUGUCGUGAUAUAUCAUCGCUGGGCACAAUGGCUUGCGAAUUCUUUAAGCUUGAACGAUGGCCGAUUCACGCGGCUUCAAGCCAAUAAACCAGUUGUGGCAGAGCGCGACGGAUCAGGAUUCGGAGUGUCUCUACGAGGAGAUCCCAGGCCGGUCCCAGGAUACGGACCGGCCGGUCGGUGUCGCCAUUGGGCAGCAGGGGGUGGAAGAGCAGCUGGAGGAGGAGGAGGAGGAGGAGAACGUUGGCGGGAGCAGGAGAAGCCUCGAUUUCGGGGUUCAGGUUGGAGAUAGCGACUUCUGGGGCAGGGAAGAGACUAUCGCGAGGAGUGGUACCAUCCCCCGUAGCAGGACCGACGGCGGCGCGAGAUCGCGCAGCGGAUCGGCCGAUCGGCGGACGUCGGAUCGGGCACGCCAGCGGGACGUCGUCGUCGUCAGGGUGGAGGAGGAGCGCUAUGCCGCGCGCAGGAGUCACGUGGAGUCCGGUACAGGCGCCGUACUGCCGCCUCCUGCGGCUACCGGCCACAAGCUGACCAGGGGGCGAACGAGCGCUAGCAACACCGUCGCCCGGUACUUGCAUUCGGCCAACACGAACGCCUCGACGGCGCACUACCAUCAUCAUCAUCACGGGCAGCACGGGCAACACGGGCAGCACGGGCAGCACGGGCAGCACGGCCAGUAUCCCUCCGGCGGCAGGUCGACCGGCAGGCAGCACCGCCAUCAUCAUAGCCGCGGCUCGUACAGUAAUGAGACGCAGGAAGAGGUACAGGAGGACGAUGAAGCCACUCUACGGGAGUUGCUUGUAAGUCUGCAGAAACAGGUCAGCGUUAUGAGUAUGAACCUGAGUGCCAAGCUGGACGAGCUGCAGCGGGGUGACCGCCAGCUGGAGACCACCGUCGCUCUCUGCGAGAUCCGCACGCAGUUGCAGGAGCUCACGAAGAGCGUAGAGUCUUGUCAGAGCGAGGUCAGCGAGGUGAAACGGGACAUGGUUACGAUUAAGCAAGAACUAGACACGGUACAGCAGGUCAAGGAAGAGAUAGAGGAAUUACGAGAGUACGUGAAUAGACUGGAAGAGCACUCCCACCGGCGGAAACUUAGGCUCUUGGAGCAGGUGACUUCCGGUGUUAGACACAACAAUGGACUGACGCUUUUCCUGUCGUACGCGAUACUAGCAGCCGUAUUGGGGAUGUUGCAGUUUGGAUACAACACGGGAGUGAUUAACGCGCCUGAAGUGAACAUAGAGAAUUUUAUGAAAGACGUGUACAAGGAUAGGUAUGGGGAGGAUAUUUCGGAUGAUUCUGUUAAGACGUUGUAUUCCGUAGCCGUGAGCAUAUUCGCGAUCGGUGGUAUGGUGGGUGGUUUCAGCGGAGGGACAAUUGCCAACAGAUUUGGCAGAAAGGGAGGCUUACUGCUAAACAACGUGCUGGGCAUCGUGGGGGCGUGCCUAAUGGGUUUCACGAAACUCGCUGAGUCGUACGAGAUGUUGUUUUUUGGACGGUUCAUCAUCGGUGUCAAUUGUGGCUUGAACACCUCGUUGGUUCCCAUGUACAUAUCGGAAAUAGCGCCAUUGAACCUGAGAGGCGGCCUAGGCACGGUGAACCAGCUCGCUGUUACGGUGGGCCUCCUGGUCUCCCAGGUGCUGGGCAUCGAGCAAAUCCUUGGAACAAACGAGGGUUGGCCCGUUCUCUUAGGACUAGCUAUCUGUCCUGCCAUUCUACAACUAGUGCUGCUUCCAGUUUGCCCGGAAUCUCCAAGAUAUUUGCUCAUUACUAAACAAUGGGAGGAAGAGGCUCGGAAAGCUUUGAGAAGGUUGAGAGCCAGUAACCAAGUCGAGGAAGACAUUGAAGAGAUGAGAGCUGAGGAACGAGCUCAACAAGCUGAGUCCACGAUAUCGAUGACAGAGCUUAUAUGCAGUCCAACUCUAAGAGCACCUCUCGUUAUUGGUGUGGUUAUGCAACUUUCGCAGCAGCUUUCGGGUAUCAACGCCGUAUUUUAUUAUUCCACGAAUCUGUUCACUAGUUCUGGUUUAACGGACGAGAGUGCCAAGUUUGCAACCAUUGGCAUAGGUGCCAUCAUGGUUUGUAUGACGCUAGUGUCUAUCCCACUCAUGGAUAGGACAGGAAGGCGUACGUUGCACUUGUACGGUCUUGGUGGCAUGUUUAUCUUUUCAAUAUUCAUCACAAUUUCGUUUCUCAUAAAGGAGUUCUUCGGAUAUGUGCAGGAAAUGAUCGACUGGAUGUCCUACAUCUCGGUGGUGUCGACCCUGUGCUUCGUCGUGUUCUUUGCCGUGGGGCCCGGAUCUAUACCCUGGAUGAUCACGGCGGAACUGUUCUCGCAAGGCCCUAGACCCGCCGCCAUGUCCAUCGCGGUCCUCGUCAAUUGGAUGGCUAAUUUUUUGGUUGGCAUCGGUUUUCCAAGCAUGAAGAGUAGCCUUGAAAACUACACGUUCCUACCGUUCAGUGCAUUUCUAGCCAUCUUCUGGAUCUUCACGUACAAGAAGGUUCCUGAGACCAAGAAUAAAACGUUCGAAGAGAUUCUAGCUUUAUUCAGGCAUGGUAACGACAGGAGCAGCUUGCGGGACAGCAGACUUUAUGGGAGCAUGCUAAACUGUGUGAAUGCAUUAGAGGGACACAUACCGCCAGCAGAGAGCGCAGCCCUGAUGGUGGCAGAGGAGAAGCCACAUCCUGAUUCAUUUGUGUUUGCAGCUGGAUCCGAGCGCUCUUCCGUCGCUCCCGCUCAGCCGGAGAGACCACCGCCCCCGCUUCCCCCGCCACGCUUUCCGAACAGCGGUGUCUGACAACGGGAAACAGCUCCUCUUAAUAUCGGUAACCUAGUGAUCAUGAACGCGCCGAUACCGCUGCCGCUGCUGCUCACCACCAGCAGCCUCAGCCUGGAGACGCAGCUCUACGAGAUCAUCACCGAGAGCAGCAAGGCGUGCGCGGCGUUCCUGCGGCACAGCCUGCGCCGCGCGACCAGCCUCGGCUGGACCGCGACCGAGGGCUUCGAGACGGCGACGAUGACCACGACGACGGCGAGUGGCGCGAUCUACUACAACGAGCAGUGAGAAGAGAACGGGGCGAGAGAAAAAGAAGGAGUCUCGCGGGAACGAGAGUCUCGGCGAUGAGAAGUGGAGCUACUCGCGAGGCGCAGCAUCCGCUGGAUCGGCAACGAGCUCUCCUCGUUGGUCGAUCGCGUCUUUCUCUCUCUCUUUCUUUCUUCCUCUGUCUUUCUCUUUCUCCUCUAUCUAUCUCUCUGCGAGCUGAAUUGCUUCAGGUUCAACGAAGAGCACGGGGUCGAUCGGGGUAACCGUUGGGAGUUGUUACCAACGAAUAUUAUAUGAGAAUAUACCUCAACAUUUAUAUAGGCUAAAUGAGGCAUCGCGCGAUAUUUUCUCCAAUAAUAUUAACCGGCAGGCGUAACUUCUUAAUCGUUUCGAGAUAGCCAUUAAACGACGCGAUUGCUCGAAUGAGAUGAUUUCGCGGGAGAUGAUCAUCAGGAUCGUCGUGAAAAAAGAACAAAAGAAAACAAAAAACAAAAGAAAAUAUUCCGGUGUUGCGCUCACUCCUCGCGUCGAGAUUACCCCCGGUCGAGCCUUCGUCUCGACGGUGCUCGGCGACGAUAAAUUAAAUUAUUCGGGAUGGAAUGUUUCGAGUCAAAAAAAUCAGUUAUACGCUGCGAGGGAGGCUGAGAUCGGCGCUCGGCGGGCGAGUCUCGAAGACGACGGACGGCAAGGAGACGCGAGACGAUCCUCUUGGCGAAAGGAUGGCGGAAGGCUCCCCUUACCGGUCUUCCUCCGGAAGAAGGUUACGGCGCGCGCGGCGCGCGUGUAACGUUAACGAGGACGAUGGGACGAGGAGCGCGCGAUCGAGAGAUAGAUUAAUCGAAAUGUUUGCGAAAGUGAUUUGUGCCUAGACGAAGCAAUGCUUGGGAAGAGGGAACGUGAUCACGAGAAUCGCCGCGUCGCGGAUCUCACCGCACUACGCGCGAGUGCACUCCGGGACCUUGUGCGACAUCGAAGGAUAUCGAAACGUGAAUCGGCGGACGCGCACGCGGGGGGAGGGCGGUCUCCCUCGCACGGAGGUGAAAGGGCGAAGGAUCGUCCUUCUCGCUCCGAAUAGCGCCCCUCCCCCGCCCCCUCCCUUCCUCCCUCCGUCGUCGCAAUCCCUUCGUCCAUGAGGAGCGAAGGAAAACGUGUAUCUAUAUAUAUCUUCACUUUUAUAUCAUUAAUUUUCUAGGACUCAUGUCGGGACUACGUGUCGUUUUGUAUCACACUGUCCUCUGUACGAUUCAUCGCACCGUGUUGUGUAAUUAUUAGACCGUGCGCUGUUACUUCCGCGCCGACGACGACGACGACGAUGAUGAUGUACUAUGCGCGCGAACUGCCAUAAAUCCGCGACUUUAAAAGAUUACGAGCUGCCCUCGAGACACUGUGAUAUUUUCAUUUCAUUUCCGGCGCUCGAUCCCCGGAAUUAAUCGAGAGCGAGUAUGCGCCGAUCGCCGGUGAGACGGAAGUGUGUUCCGGAUUCGUUCGUUUCGCGAAAGGAAUAGUCUCAAUUAAUUUACGAGCGAACGACGAGCCCCCCGGCGACUCGAACGUUUAGAAGAGAGGAGAUUCCGCUAAUAGAGAAUUUGCCGUUCAAGGGUGCUUCCCGUGAAAGUGGGCGGAAUUGAAAGGGAUCAAAACGAAUUUCCGCCGAUCCCUGUUAACCAGCCUAUCUUAUCGGGAAGUUCGCUUUGCGGGAAGGUCAGCGAUUUUUCGUUGGAAAAAUCUCCGGUACCGGAAGGACAGGAAAAGGGAUUUACCUUGCCUUUACAAGUCGCGGUGUGUAACAGCGCGUUAACGAACAAGUAUAGCGACUACUCGUUAUCGAAGAUCUCAAAUUGGGCAUCGACCAACUGCAUUAAAUUAAUGUCAAAAGGAAACGGGAAUUAGCUUUCGAUUAGCCGCAAUCUAAACGACGUUCGCGAUCACGUCGGACUCAUACGGUGCCUCUCGACCGCAGUUAUAUAAUUCUCACACGAACCAAAUCAACCAUACUUUAUCUCAUGAAACGCAGGGUACACUACAGCACACUUCACGCUUCGGCCUAGCGGACGUGUCGAUUCCUCCUGAUCGCUCGCUAAAUAUUUUCAAUGCAUUUUCGAGUCCCUCGAAUCGGCGAGUGGAAAAAUCGGUGUCGAGUGUUCGAGAGACUUCGAACGCGGAAAAAUAUUAUUUUCCAGGAAAUAAACGUGUCGAAAGUCCACUUUUGUUUUUUUGAGAUUCCGCAAGAAUUUUUAAAUAAAAAAAAAAACCUUUCGUUUCUUCUGCGGAACAAAAGCUUACAAAAUGAGAAAAGACUCCCACGAAUCCUGACAGUUUUUCUAUUUGUUUCAAUUCCUCUAACGGAACAAUUAAAUUUUUCGAACAAAACUGUCAGAAUUCGUAAAGAUUUUUCUCAUUUUGUAGACUUUGUUUCACAGAAGGAGUGAAAGAAUUUUUUUUUAUUUAAACAUUCUUGUAGAAUCUCGAAGAAAGGGAAAUGGACUUUUGACAGAUUCAUUUUUCUGGAAAAUAUAUAAUAUUUGUCCGCAUUUGGAGGCUUCAUUUAACGACGAUCGACGAUUUUUCCAUUCGUCGAUUCGAGUCAAAAUUAGUCUAGAAGUUAAUUCUAACUUGCACGUGGGAUACGUAAUCGACACCGCGAUCGCCGAUGCAAAGUUCACCGCGACAGGAAUCGACGCCUUCUCGGCCGAAUCCGGAAAAUCAAUAACAGCAGCCAGUCUGCGCAGAGGCAUGCCUUUUCUUACUCCGUCAUUGACCUUUCUUCCUCUCCUCCCGCCCACCCCUAUCGAUCUUUUUAACGGAAAGUGCAGGCGAUUCGAUAUUUCGGGAUAUACUCCGUGGGAGACGGCGAUCCCUUCCUACGUUGCUGUACAUACGUGUGUAUAUACUUGUAUACUUCUACCGUACUCGAGAGACGUCGCUGAACCACGCAGCGAGUGUAUGAUAAUCCUGUAUAACCGGAAAUAUAUAGUCCGUUUUCCCGCUAAAGUAGCAUUAUCAAGUGAGUGACAAAACGAGGACAGGCAUGUAUCUCCACCGACCCAGAGCCAUUCUAAAUUCUUAAAGAAAAAAAAGGGAACACCACGAUGGAGAUACCGACGUGGAUAUCGAACAUCGUGAUUCUUUCGAGAAGCCCCCUUCUCUCUUCUUUGCGACAGCACGAACCGACGAAAUCGGCGACGAUUGCAUCCCGCACGUGUGGCUUCUAUGAUCGUUUAACAUCGUUGCAUUCACGCCGCAUACGAGGACUUGCAGCGCGGGACGCGAACGUUCGUAGAUCCAUAGAUUACCGGGUGUAGAUCCGCGAGUAGAUCGAGAGAUGACGAUUGUCAUGUCGCUUCUCAACCACCCACGAAUGGAUCCAGUUAUUCGCAUUAAUAACCAGAUCGCGUUAGCCUUCAUCCAGAUCGGACUAUCACGCAAAACUCGAAAGAAACCGAUGGUUACUUAACUUACUUAUCUUGCACGGUUGUGAGUCAAGCGAAUCAUCGAAAUCAGGGAUUGGUUUAUAUAAAAAUCCCUUCUUUCUCUUUAUACGUUUCUUUACCCGCUCGUUUUAAUUCCUCUGACGGAACAAUUUAAUUUUUCGAGCAAAACCGUCGGGAUUCGUGGAGACUUUUUUUCCUCAUUUUCUGGGCUUUGUUUCACAGAGAAGGAAUGAAAGAAUUUCUUUUUUUUUUUUAAAUUUAAUCGCGCCUAUAAAUAACACGAAUGGAAUUAAACGGCGAAUAAAAAGCGGACUGAUCCUUGAUUUCGAUGAUUACGAUUUUAAUUCUACAGAAUAAAUCCCCGACGAUUACUUUCAGAGCAGUUCAACUUGCGGGGUAAACGCGGCUUGAAUCGAUAUACCGUUUUGACUGUCGCGACGUAAACGCAAUAUAAUAACUUAGGAUAGAGAGACUAAAACCGAAUGAGAACAAGAUCCAGACGGAGUCAUGCAUGCAAACGUACGAUAUCAUUCGAACGAAUAACCAAGGAAGUUUUUAAUUAUAGGCUGUCCAAAACAUACAGAAUCAGUGAGAAAGGCAAUAAAAGCUAUAUUGAACUGAAAAAAAAAAGAUAUGAUAAAGUAGAUCUCCUUGCAUUAUUGAGUAUUAUCAGAGAAUUCAGAAUACUAUAUUAAUUAUCGAUAAAGCUAGGCUAGAGGCGCAUAUACAUAUAGAAACUAUAUAUAGCUACUAGGCGAUAGUAGCACGGCGUAAACAAGCUAAUUAAUAUAAUUGGAAACUUCAGCGAAACAGACGACUAAACUCUCUCUUUCUCUCUCUCUCUCUCACCAUCUCUAUCUCUCUCACACAUCUUUAUGAUGGCUGUAUAAUUAUGUCGUGGACCGCGAAUAUAUAUGACGUUACAUUUCCACUUCGAAAUCAUCGCAGGCUUACUACCAAACGCGGCACCCGAAAAACGUGCGAUUAAUUCGGCCCGAACCCGACGCGAAUCUUUGCGUUACAGUCGCUGAACGAUAGACAAAUUUCGAGCGCGUUUGUAGCCGUAAAGCUAUCCGACUCGUCUGCGCUGCGCGACAACCUGCGAGACACAGCCCCCCCCACCCCCCUUUCGAUCACCACACCUCAUCGAGAAAAGGCAUGCUGCGAUAUGUGUUCACGAAAGAUAGAUCACAUUGGCACAAAAAAAAAGAAAAUGAAAAGAAAAAAAACGAUAUAUCAUUUACACGCGCGGCAAUUUUUACCCUCGAGAUGCAGUAUGCCGUAUAAUAUAUAUAAAUAAAGUCAACGCGAGAUCUGUAAGCGAGUUACGAAGGGCGCUUUCCGUCUGCGUGGCGUACGGUAGAAUCGCGUUACUCUCGUCUCCCGAGAGAACGUCGGCGGAGAGGCCCUCCUUGGCCCUUACGCGAAGAGAAUUCACUUAUCUGUAAUUGACCCACGUAUAAUACUAUAAAAAUAACAAAUAAUUCGUUUCUAAAAGAAUUGUAAUAACGUAUACAUAUAUACAUAUAUGCAUAUACUAUAAAGAAGACUACUUUUUAAACGCGAAGCCCUAAUAAUGUAUUUCGCACUCAUCACGACUUUGAUAAAAAAAAAAAGAUAAGCAAUGACCGCAUCAAUGGUUUCGAGUCAAUGAUACAAUUAUUAAAACUCAUCGAGUAUUACAACAUUAUAGCCUUCGAGGAAAGCAACAAAAAAAAAAUAUAUGAG